Molecule: messenger RNA, 2328 nt
Organism: Rubroshorea leprosula
Lineage: Eukaryota; Viridiplantae; Streptophyta; Magnoliopsida; Malvales; Dipterocarpaceae
Source: the annotation of a GenBank genome assembly
CCUUGUAUUACUUAAAAUUAGAGAGAGAAUACACUCAAGUAAUUGGAAAUUUGUUACAUAGUUACAUAUUUUUACCCUACUGCUUGUACAUUGAAUAAACUUCCUUUUCAGUGCAUUCUGAGUACUCCAAUUCAUUAAAAUUAUUAUGUCCUUUCUGGAACAGGUCACCAUUUGAACUUCUGCCUUAAUAUCAUUCAUGGAGUCAUAGACACAGACACAUGAACAAGAAUUCUUUCUUCCUUCUCCAUGGCAACCCAUAAACGAGAAUUCUCAGUUGCCACCCACAAGCAAUACUUAUUAAACGACAACUACGAAUCCCAAGAAGAAGAAAUAUAUCAAUUAGAUAGCGAAGAAGAUUAUGAAGAAGAAGACGAAGAAGACAAGUCCCCACGGGAUUGUAAGAGCAUGCAUUACAUGUGCGGCGGUGGACGACGCAAAGGGUGGUCGCUGGGGCAGGUUUUGGACCCGAGGACCAAAUGGGUUCAGGAAUGGAACAGGGUAAACCUCCUGUUCAUCCUCACCGGCUUGUUUUUAGAUCCGCUCUCCUUCUACGCCCUCUCCAUAAGCGACCAGUGUAUGUGCCUGUACAUCGAUGGUUGGUUCGCCAUCACCAUCACCGCCCUCCGCUGCAUUACUGACGCCUUUCACGUCUGGAACGUGUGGCUUCAGCUCAAGAUGGACACGCGACUGUAUUCCUACACUGCUCCCAUGGCAGCCGCAAAAGAUGAAGUCGAAGGAGAAGGUGGUGGUGGUGGUGCGUCCCACACUGCUACUGCUGGAGGACGCAUGGCGGUCCGGUACUUGAAUGACUGGAAGGAAUUCUUCUUUGAUCUGUUCGUCAUCCUUCCCAUACCCCAGAUAGUGGUGUGGGUGAUAAUUCCAUCUAUGUUGAAGGAAGGAUCGGUAACAAAGGAGAUGACAGUCUUCCUCUUCACGUUUCUCUUUCCAAUACCUCCCAAAGAUAAACCACUCCGCUUACCGCCUCCGCCGCAUGCAGAACCUUUCCGGCUUCGUUUUGGGGACAACUGGUGGGGGCAUUUUCCUCAACCUCAUCGCAUACUUUGUCGUAUCUCAUCAGGAGCAUGUUGGUACAUGCUGGGGAUCCAAAGAUCUGCACAAUGCCUGAGAGAUCAAUGCAGACAGAUAGAAGGUUGUGACCUGAGGAUAUUGGCUGCUAAAGAGCCUAUUUAUUAUGGAACAACACAAGCAAUGAGGGAGAGAGCAAGGCUGGCAUGGGCAGGGAACAAUCAAGUCAGGAGUACAUGCAUAGAGUCUCCUCACAACUAUGGCUAUGGAGCAUAUGAGGGGGUUGUUCAGCUUGUCACUAAUGAAAGCCACCUUGAGAAGAUCCUCUUCCCCAUAUUCUGGGGCAUAAUGAAUCUUAGCACUUUUGGGAACUUGGUGAACACAACAGCAUGGUCGGAGGCACUUUUCAGUAUCAUUGUUCUUACUCUUGCGCUGAUUUUGCUCACUAUGUUGCUUGCAAAUAUCAAGGUGUUUCUGCAUGCAAUCACGUCAAAGAAACAAGGAAUGCAGUUGAAGAUGAGGAAGAUAGAGUGGUGGAUGAGAAAAAAAAACUUGCCUCAAGAGCUCCGGCAGCGAGUGCGGAACUACCAGCAGCAGAAGUGGGCGUCGACGCGCGGCGUUGACGAGUCUGAGAUGAUCAGGACCCUCCACGAAGGGCUUAGAAGGGACAUCAAGUACCAUCUCUGCUUUGAUUUAGUGAGACAGGUACCACUAUUCCAACACAUGGACGAUUUGGUCCUAGAGAAUAUAUGUGACCGGGUUAAGUCCCUCAUUUUCACCAAAGGAGAAACUAUAACUAAAGAAGGUGACCCAGUACAAAGGAUGCUCUUUGUAGUUAGGGGACAUCUCCAGAGCAGCCAAGUUCUCCGAAGUGGUGUGAAGAGUUACUGCACGCUAGGCCCUGGAAAUUUCUGUGGGGAUGAGCUCCUUUCAUGGUGCCUGAGAAGACCCUUCAUCGAGAGGCUGCCGCCUUCUUCAUCCACCCUGGUCACUCUUGAAACCACAGAGGCAUUUGGCCUAGAAGCGGGCGACGUUAAGUAUGUAACGCAACAUUUCCGGUACACAUUUGUCAAUGAAAAAGUGAAGAGAAGUGCAAGAUAUUAUUCACCUGGAGAGGACUUGGGCAGCAGUGGCAAUUCAGCUGGCCUGGAGGAGGUAUAAGCAUCGCGUGGAACUUACUUCACACGCAUUUAUUAGGCCCCAGGGAUCUCUGUCGCGAAGCAAUUCACUUGAUGAGGACAAGCUCAGGCUUUUCACAGCUGUGUUAAGUUCACCAAAGCCAAAUCAAUAUGCUUUUGAAUU